Porites lobata is the source of this 5048-nucleotide messenger RNA. NCBI's taxonomy places the organism in Eukaryota, Metazoa, Cnidaria, Anthozoa, Scleractinia, Poritidae. The record is from the annotation of a GenBank genome assembly.
AUGGAGGAUCGAGCAGUACGGAAAAUUGAUAAGCAAUCUUUCGCUAAGGAACACUCUUUCAAGUUACUGAAUAAGCUAAAUUUGUUGAAAAAGCGAGGUUUAAUGUGUGAUGCGACUCUAAAGGUUGGAGGAAAGGAAUUUCCAGUUCACCGAAUCAUACUGUCAGCCGCCAGUCCAUAUUUUCAAGUCAUGUUUACAAGUGGUCUGGCAGAAAGCCAUUUGGAUCAUGUAGAAAUUCACGGCAUAAAUGCGGACGUUUUCAGCACUGUUCUCGAUUUUAUCUACACCGGAAAAGUAGUUGUGAACGAAGGUAAUGUUCAACAGCUUUUACCCGCAUCGAAGAUGCUUCAAGUAGACGAUAUUGAGGUUAUGUGUUGUGACUUCUUGAAACGUGAACUAGAUCCUUCAAAUUGUGUGGGCAUUUACAUGUUUUCCGACACCCAUUCGUGUACUUCGUUGUCCAAAUCGGCGCUGGGCUUUAUUCACAGAAACUUUGUCGAAGUUUCAAAACAGGAGGAGUUUGUGCAACUCACCAAAAAAGCAUUAUUUCAAAUUCUAGAAUCAGAAGAACUUAAAAUUGAAUCUGAGGAACAAGUCUUUGAGGCUGCUAUGCGUUGGGUGUUACAUGACAUUUCUCGAGGGCGUGAGUCACUAGGGCAAAUCCUUGAACGCAUAAGACUCCCGCUUAUCUCUCCAAAAUUCCUUGAAAAGUACCUUCUCAUCUGUGAAAGUGCAAGUAUUCAGAGGAUGUUAACGGGAAUUCUUGAUGGAUAUAGAAGUUACCAAGCUUUAGGACAUGGGCUACAGAAAGCACAUACACAACCAAGGCAUGCUUCAAGAAAGUGUUUUUAUAUCAUAGGAGGGUACAGUCGUCGAGUAGGUGGAAGGUGGAGUGACACGUCAUCGCUUUCGACUGUUGAGAAGUUUGAUUCCUUUUCACAAACCUGUGACAGUUUUUCAACACCACAGAUGAGCUUUGCUCGCAGUGGGCAUGCAGUAGCUUCUGCUGGGGGGUUAAUUUAUGCCAUUGGUGGAGAGAAUGACUCUCUUAUUUAUGAUACUGUGGAAUGCUAUGACCCUGCUUCUAGAUCUUGGUCACUUGUUGCUCCUUUGACAGCUCCGCGUGUGGCGUGUGGAGUAUGUGUUGUUGAAGACUUCUUGUUUGUGAUUGGUGGCUGGGUUGGGGCUGAGAUUGCAGAGGAUAUUGAAAGGUAUGAUCCAGAUCUUGAUCAUUGGGAAGUAGUUGGAAAAGUAGAAACAAAGAGGUUUCAUCUGGGAGUUACAGAAAUGAAUGGACUGAUAUAUACAGUAGGUAGGUCACCUUUUCUAUGAAUAAGAGUGGAUUUCCUCUGUCGCUUAAUUUUCACGUGCGCAUGCGUAAUAAGAAAGAGGCAAUCUACGGAAGGUCACACAUAAACAUUGAAGUUGAACCUUGUUCAACUUUUUUGUUUAUGCACGGCCUUUCAUACACUGCUUCUAUUUUACUAGCCUGAGUAUCAGGCGUUUCUGGGGAAAAGGGGAAAGAUGGAAGCGAAAAAGGGAGAGAGGCGAAGGAGAGAAACGCCUGACACAGAUGCUUUUACUGGAGCCUUCCACCCCCACACAGCAUGAUUCGAUACCAUCCAAUCAAAAUCACUUCCGGUGAUUGGGUUGUCAGCUUCACGUGUCAAAAAGCUCGCCUAAAAUAAAUCUCACUUUACGGUCUGGCCUUUGGUCUGGCCGAGCUCGGUGCUUGUGUUGCUACGAUUUCGCUUUUUUCUGAAACCUCCAAUGAGGAGUUUUCGAAUACUUGUACUGUAAAACCUGCCAUUUAUGAGGAACUAUAACAUGUUUUAGGAAUUGUGCUAGUGUAAGAUCGCCAACGCUCUGUUUGUAAAUAAACGUGUGCCCGGAAAAUAGUAAAUUGCUUUUGUUUACAGAGUUAAAUCAGACGCUUGUCUGGCAGCUAAAAAGCUGAUGUUAUCCCUUUCUCGGGUGGUUGAAAGGAGCUGCAAGAAUAAAUAGGAAGGUGCAAUGAUGAAACACCUAUGCUUAGAAAUUAUCAAGCAGCAGCAAAUUCCACCACUUCACAGAGAGCUCGUGAAAGCUGUUACAAGUUCAAAAAGAAGUGAGAUCCUAUAGCAAAGGUCAAUCCCGUUGGCGAAGUAUGAUGGCGCCCGCUUGAGCUUAAGACAUUUAAAAAGCGAGAAAAUUUUGGAAGAGGAAGCGAACGAAUUCCAAUCACGUACGCUAUCGUAACCGCAACGAGCAAAGUCAAGCUUUUUAAAAGCAUUUGUGCUGUCGGUUAUCUCAAUACACGGCUAGACCUCGCUCUAUUUUCAUUUACAGUAACAAUACCCUUUUAACGGCAGGAUGUUGUAAAUCUGAACUUAAAUAUCUGAAACACUGAUAUCGUCUUCUUUGUCCCGGUCUUGUGAAACCAUAUGAGGCUUUUCCAUACUCCGAGUACAUCUUUCCUUUAAACUACGAGGCCUUGAAAACACAAUUCUUGCUCGGGUUUUAGAGCCUUUUUGAAUUCCUCUCUGCGUCUCUGUCUGUGAAAGUAUCACAUACCGGUAACAUGAAAUCAAAACAUCUACGAAAAAUUUCAAUGACCGUCUCCUUGCCGAUCGCUCUUGCGGUCGGUGACGUCAAGGGGGUAUUGUGUGUUAUCCAAUCACUGCCACAUCCAGAUUUUGGAUGUGUCACACGAUUUGCUGAAUGGUUUUGUGUCAGGCCUUCCUUUCUCUUCUCCCCCUCCCCCCUCCCCCAUAGGAAGGCCUGAUACUCAGGCUACUAUUUUACUAUUUUUUUACACCUAUCUAUUAUUUUUUUACACCCAUAAAAUUUACUUGAAUUUGCACUUGAAAAUUACGUGACAGUGAGAUCCAUCAUAACACAGGGUUCAACCUUUUUUAACCUUAUUGCUCAAUUAGCUUACAGUGCAGGCAUUUGUGAGGGAACAUGAACCCUUAAAAUUUCAUUCUUGUUAUGUGGUGAGUUUCACAAAGGGAGCUUGAAAGGGUAAUCCUUUAAAGUGCAUUAAUAUAAAUCUCCUUACUCUUCCUCUUAUACUAAAAGAGAUGUUGUUCAAUAUGAAACUUACUCUUCUUGGUAAAAAAAUUGCUUUGGGAUUAUCUUUCUCCAAUACUAGUGUUAACAUCAAAGUUGCAAGCAUCAGAGAUAAACUUUAAAAAAACUGUUAGACUGAGCAGCUAUAAAAAAAAAAGAAGAAACAAACUACAGUACUCCAUUAUGGUCUUCUUCGAUUUUGUCCACCCUUUAUAUUUUGUAUAUUUAACUGUUGCACAUGAUUAUUUUCUUAUUUCUUUCCAUAAUGAGGCUAGUCCGUGGUGUUUGAUGUAAACUGCAUGACACAGCUCCUUUAAGUAAAUUACAAAAAAAACAGAGAGCUAGCUCACUAAAAGCACUGUACUGUAGGCUAUUGCUCAACAAAAUGUUGAGCAUUAUAAAUGAGUAGAAAGCUCAUUCAACACAUGUACAGUGUAACAAAUUGACUGCCAUCAUUCAACAAGCUGCUGCUUUUAUGAUUUUAUGCUCUCUGGUGAUCUCUGCCUAGAAAUUUUAAAACCUACAGUAUCUUCGUUUUCACUAAUGUAUUAAUAAUGCUCAACAUGUUGCUUGGCCUGUUUUGACAUGACACUUUGUCGACUACAGGUUUAAUAUGUAUGAUAAAUAUUCAAUGCGGAAGUUAUUUUUAGCUGCUGCUUUUUGUUCUUAAAUCACAGGAGGGUUGAGUGAAUUAGGGGAUGAACUCAAAGUGAGCGAGUGUUACAACCCUGUCAGUGAAACUUGGAUGAGACUACCCGACAUGCAUCACAGGAGAGCAUACCUUGGACUGACAGCCUUGGAAGGCAGCCUGUAUGCUGUAGGUGAGGAAAAGAUUGAGACUUCACUGGAGUAGGCUGUGAUCCUUUUGGCCGGUGCCACAGAUCUAGAGCUCUUGCUAGGGCCUGAAGCAGGAAGUCUGUAAAACACAUACUUUCAGCUUUUUGUUCAGCCUCUCAGAAAUUUUAAACAAUCACUUUUAGCCUUGUUAACAAAAAUUUGAAGCUGUUACAGUUGCAUGCUGUCCUGGUCCUAUCCAGAGCUCUUGAUCCAGUGUACUGUCCAAAAGGUCAGCGGCUACAAGAAUAGCUAAGGCCAAAAGCCAAGUGGGAACUUGUAAAAAUGUAUUUCUGAAGUAAAGUUUGCUGGUAAGCAGAAAACUAUGAAAAAACAUGUCACCUCAAUGAGUUGUACACUGUACACCUGAGCCAUAUGGUCAGCAGAUACCCUAUUUUGAAAUUGGUCACAACUUGGUUAUUGAAUAUCAAGUUUUAACAUUUUAAAUACAUUUUGUAUAUGCCUGAGACUUUUAAGCUUAGCAAGUAAGACAUUUCACAUCCGUUAACAUGAAGGGGCAGAUACAAUUUCUUGGAUGCAUAGAUAACCAAUUGUUCUAAGACAUGGUGCUCCAUUGCUUACACUGUGUAUGCAGGAGAGCUCCAAAAGAAUAAUGACAUGGUCACUGAGUACAUUAAUGCAUGCUAUCAGCCUCCUUCCCAGGGAUCUCUCCUAACCAUUCCUACAGAGCGAGAGAGAAAGGUAGGAGAGAGAACCUGGGAACAAGGUUGGCAUGGUACUUGUUUUUGAGUAUUUUUACAUUUACGAAUAAGCCAAAAAUUUAAAGUAGCUCUAUUCUGGUUUUUAUUUUGACCUUGAAUGCUAAUAGAAGCCAAAUGGUUAAAUUUACAUUUUUCAAUAAUAAUUUAUUACUAACAGGCGGCUGUAAUGAACUGGAAGGAACCCUAUCCAGUGUGGAACAGUUUGACCUUCAAAGAAACCAGUGGACAGAGGUGAUUCCCAUGGAAAAACCAAGAGCAGGUUUGUCAUUAGCAGUCAGCAGUGGACUUUUGUAUGUGUUUGGUGGGCGGACGGCAAGUGAAGAGUACUCCCCUCCUGUGACACUAACAGGUGUUGAAUUGUAUGAUCCAAAGAAACAGAAAUGGAAGCAUGUUACUGAUUUGUGUUUUAGUCGGUGUGAUUUUGGCAUUGGUAUUGUGUAA